UCUCCCUGACAGAGUAAAAGAAUGAGGGAGCUCGCAGCUCCGGCCGUGCGCCACCCGGAGGAGGAACGAGGACCACGGGGAUUUAAAAACUUGACAACCUGCGGAGUUUGUUGACCCUUUUCCCUUUUUUUUCUUUCACACCCCCAAGAGAGAUGAGAAAACAUGCCGUUUUGUAAACGCACGAUACUUCCCAAAGAUGUGUGCAAGGAUGUGCGCGGCGGGCUGCGGGCGGCGGUGUUCCUGGAGCUGGCCGACGUGUGCGGCUUCUCCCUGGGCUCCGCGCUGCGGCAGCUGGCCGACCUGUCCCGACACUCGCUCAGCAUCCUGCAGGACCUGGAGGGGGACCUGCGGGCCAUCUGCAGCCGCUCCGGGGCCCUGGAGGGCAGGCUGGCCCGCCUGCAGAGGCACGUCGCGGAGCUGGCCAGCAAGCCCCCACCGAGAACCACCAGCGGUUUAGAGGCAGAGAGCGUGAGGCGCGGUGGCAGCAGCAUCCACGGCGAUGGCAACCACGGCAGCGGCGGUGGCGGCAGCGGGGGCAGCAGCGGCGGCGGCGGCAGCGCGGCCCAUUUCAGGUCUCCAUGGCAACAGAGCGUGAACGUGUUUGGCUCUUGGAGCAGGCCGGAGUGUGUCGAGGAGCUGCACCAGCAGGCACAGCUCAACCUCCAGAGCCUGCUGCAAGAGUUUGAGGAUCAGCUGUACGACACCAAGCUGACCGGUCAGACCUUCCGACAUCCGUCCUCGCAGAGCUCCGACGACACGUCCACGUCGCUCAGCCGCUCACCCGUCUCCCUGAACAACAAGAGACCAGACUUCAUCUUCCUGCCGGCCUCCAAGCAGCUCUACGAAGAUGAAACCACCUCCUCGGUGUUCGGCCUGAGGUCUGUGACCGACCCGUCCCCCUCCCCGUCCCCGUCCCCAUGCGGCUCAGAUCGCCCCCCUCUGGGCUGGAGCAGCAACAACAGUAGCAGCAGCACGGCCACCUCUGCCACCACGGGGCCGCCGGUGGCAGAGAAACCCCGCUGGCUCCCGGGCAGACGCGCUCCCGCUUACUUCCUACCGCUCGACAUCACAGGUGAAAGAGGAGGAGUCAAAUUCCACGGGGUUGACCUCCUCCAGCACUCCCCGUCCCCAUCCCCCUCUCCCGGGGAUCCCUUCCCCCAGCAGCCCCACUCCCUGGAGCCUGUGACUGACACCCCACACCAAAACCUCCCGCUGAGAAAGACGCACUCCGACCUCGAGACAACCUUACCUGCAGAUAACAAUUUGGGGCAGCGACCCCAAGACCAUCUUCGUCCUGGAACCAUGGACCACUCUGGGUUGCUGUUCUCCAACACAUCCUCUUCCUGGAAUGGACCUAAAGGAUCCACCUUUUCCCCUGAAACGUGGAACGAGCCUUACAACUAUAACAUGGGCAAAGGCCCUCAAGUUCCCCCCAAGCAGCACAGCAUCAUUGGUAAUGCAGGAGGGACACAGGAGGGGGUGAUGCUGGUGAGCUCGGGACAGUCGGCGAGCUCGCAUUCCAGCUCGUUCACAUCUGUCACGGACCCUUCUGGGAGAACGGGACACAGCAUGUCGGGGUUUACUCUGGCAGCAGUCUCCAUGGGGAAGCGGAGCGAAACAGAAGGGUCUGCGGUGGAUGGAGGCGGUGGGGAGGGAGGGCGAGGGAGGGAGAGGUCGGCACGAUCCAUAGCAGCACAGAACGCCUUCAAGUUCCGGGAGCGUUCCCUGUCAACACCCACAGACUCUGGCACAUUCUGCUUUACAGAGGGCGGCAUAGGCCCAGAUGGGAAUAUCACAUCUCCUGGGAAUGGGAACACCGUGGCAAUAGACCACCAACGGGAUCAUCACAACUUUCUGGCCUUCGGAGAAAGCUACGCCCUCCUCUACCCUAGAGGGAGUUCAGAAGACAGUGCGAGUACUACUGACACAGUCUCCGUCUCUGCGUCAGAGUACAGCACAGAGGGCCGGCUGCGUGUCCGCUCUCGUUCGAUCUCACUCAAGAAAUCCAAGCGCAAGCCGCCGCCUCCUGUGAGGAGUGUCUCCCUCAUGAAAAACCUCGGAGAAGCCGAGGGUAGAAUCCGGCGCGAAGGCGGUCUUUACCGAGAUGGCCGGCCAAAGAGCCUUCACAUACCCAGGGACCACUUCUCGGACUUUCAGCCCGAUUUCCUUCUUCCCAGCUCAUCAGCCUCUUCUAAAGCCAGUGUUAAUGAAAGAGUGCUAAGACCAGAAGGUAGUGAAGGACCUCCGAGUCUGGAGAUCCAGCCACCAGAGAGGGAAGGAGAGACAGAAAUGACCUUCCCUAAUCACUGGCAGUUGGGGGAUUGGAAGAGCAAUGACCCCUACAGGUCAUUGUCGGGCUCCAGUACAGCAACAGGUACCACAGUGAUCGAAUGUAUGAAAGUACGAGGUAGCUCAGAGUCUCUACUUGACUCUCCUGCCACCUCCAGAGCCACCUCGCCCUCACAGCUCUCCACAGAGACUGAAGCCAAGGCUUCCUCGCCCUUCAGACCCCCAGGACUCAUGUCGCCAUCAAGUGGCUAUUCCAGUCAAUCAGAGACUCCCACCCCAACGGUUCCACUCCGUCACGUGGCAGGUCAGGGGACAUUAGGGACAACUGGGUGUAAGAUGCGCCCAAAGAUCCCUGAGAGGAAAUCAUCGCUACCAUCACCCAAGGACCCAACUGCUCGGUCCAGAUUGUCCUUUGAAAUUCCUGGACAUGCACAUCCGGAGUUGGCAUCAAUCAAGCCAAAGCAAAAGGCCAGCAGGCGGCAUUCUGACACCUCCACCGCCUCAAAACCAGGAAAAAUAAGCCCCAAUUCUUCACAAGUGUUGCCUGUGGUAACUCAGAAUGAGCUGAAGACGAUUCGGCUUCGCUCUGUUUCCCGUGGCGACAUGGAAGAUUGCCCCGAUGGUGCCUCGGACACCAUAGAAGAAGAAGAACAUCAUGGCCAAGACCUUGGCGAGGACCCCAGCCCACCACCCACUCUACCAAAACCCAAACCACCUGUUGCCGUCAAGCCUCCGUUGCCGAAACGGCCCGUGAACCUCCUCUUCAAGUCCCCGUCUCCAUCCUCCACCUCCCCCCUUGCCCUCGACUCACCCCCUGCCUCGCCCGUGGAACGGCCAGUGCCUUUAGGGAACAUAUACAAAGUCAUGAAAAAGCCAAAACCCAAAAAGCCUCCGCCACAGACUCUAACAAGUUCUACAGUUCUACCAGAUUUUAAUUCUGCCACUAUGCCACAGACUGCCUACCAUCACUCGUUCCUCCCUCAGUCCGAGGCUCUCUUUGAUCUCCCACCUCUUCCAGAGCCUCAGCCUCUCCUGGAAGACCCACUGCUGGAGCCAGAAUUUGACACUGAACCAGACAUCCGUCUAGGACCUGCAGAUGGAGGCUCGCUCCCCUCACCGUGCAGUAACCAGGAGGCCCCAGAGCUUCAGGACAAGAGCAAGACACUCCCUUCACGGAUGACAAUCUCCUGCCUGGCAGAGCUGUCUGAUAAAAAGAAACCCAAAGUUCCUCCUCCAGUCCCCAAGAAGCCAAAUGUCCUGCUUCUUCCCACAUCUAUUCCCUCCUCCACUAAUGGCAGUAUGGAUCGUCAGAUGCUGCAGACCGACAGCCCCGUGGGGCUGCGGUCUCCAAUUGGAGGGUUCCCACCGGACGAUAUUCCUACUAUUCCUGGUAUUUCAGACAUGGUCGAGCAGGAUGAGAACCACCUGGGAACGGAUGAGGAGAGUUCAAAAGAGUCAUCGCUGCAGUCAUCGCUCCAAGAUUCCUCGCUCACGGAGCUCGGAGAGAAAAUGGCCAGCAUUGGUUUCGGAUCAGAUGACUCAUCUGCCAAUGAAAAGACUGUACUUCACAUCGCAGAGGAAACGGAUGACGACGUGAUGGCCAGCACGCCAACAACACACACCACCGAAGACCUCUUCACCAUUAUACACAGGUCAAAGCGAAAGGUGCUGGGUCGCAAGGAGCCGUCCGAUUCCUUCGGCAGUCGCCAGAGCCUGGUGUCGCCGGUAAAGCACAGUAGCAGUGGGGCCGAGCUCCGCAACCUGACCCUGGGCAGCACUCAGAGGUCCAGCUCCCGCAACGAGAACUUCAUGGCCCUACUGCAGAAGAAAGGCAGCAAGUCUUCCAGUGGAGGAGCCAGGGUCUCCGCCAUGGAGCUUUUGAAGAGCACAAACCCGCUGGCGAGACGCGUCACGGAAUUCUCAACGGCCGCGACUGUCGAGGGAGGAGAGGCGCCGACUGGGAGCGACAAAGCCGGCGAUCAGUGAACGGAAGUAUUACUUACAGACGUCAUCUACGGGUGGCCGCUGUUGACAAUGCUUCCAACCAGAUACGCCCCCUUGCUAAGGAUGGCGCCCUUGGACUCACGUGUCCAGCCAGACCGCUCCAACUACUGAGCGACCAUUUGCUCCGUCCAAUCAAAUUGGGUCACAUUUUUGGACAAAAUGGUCCUUUCUAGGGUUGGAGCGCUAUGGUUCACAAUCAAUCCUCUCCUUCCAGACAUAAGUAGAGCGGAAAACCAGUUCUCACCACAUGGAAUGAGCAGGACGGUUGGAUGAGAAGAUGACACUGGGAAUGUAAAGAUAUACUGUGGAUAUCUUCACUUCUGGCUCCUUCUGGAUGACGCUAAUGAGACGACACGACCGUGUUGAUAUAUCCAAAUCCAUACUGAUCUCCAACAAUCCCACAAAGGAUUAGUAAUCCAUUCAGUCCAAGAAUAAAAAUGGAGUAGGAGUAGGAUCUGAGACUUUUACAGUGCAUCUGCGACAGGUCCGAAGCCUGCAGCCCUCCGUGUGAACUGAAGGCUCGGUGACGGCUCAGAGAGGAAAAACGCCAAACCCUGGACACUGUAACUCCUUUCCCCCUCUAUGGUCCGUGCAAUACCAUAGCAGCCCUGCGGUUUUCAGCCGAAAAGGGCGGGAUUUACAACGAGAAACUGCAUGUGGACGUUCCGCCGCCAAACAUGAAGCAUGAGCAUAUUAUAUGUUUUGUUGCUCGUGCUGUGAAACGUGAACGUGGACCUUCACAAAACAUUCCAGAGGCACCAAGCAAAUGGACGAUACUAUGGAAGGCAAGCACUUUUCUUUCCGUUGGCCUUGGAGGUCGUUUACAUGGCGCAGUCACCUUUUGCGCCACUAUUCUUUUUUUCUUUUUAAUCCCCUCAUCAGUCUUUGAUUAUUACGUCUUUGUUUGAAUGUUUUGGGUUUUUGUUUGGCUCCUUUCAUUUUCUUAUACAGUACAUGCUAGAAAGGCCAUUUUCUGUUCACAUUGUAUGUAUCAUGUACAAAGAUAAAUGUAAAGCAUCUAUCGACAAAUUUCAGAGACGAGACAUAAAGUAAUGUAUAAUAAAGUAGCAAGAAGCUUGGGCUACAAUCUGUCCCCCCAGUGACGGGAGAACAAACACUAAAACACAGACACAGACAGACGGAAGAGAAAGCGGAAAGGGGCCACGCGAACACGUGCAGACGGAAUCACGCCUGUUGAGUUUCUGUAUCAGAGUGUAUGAAGCAGGCCUGGAUGUUAAACAGGGUUUUUAAUUCAUCUUUGGUCUCUGGUGGUUGGACCAAAGGACUGUUUCAAGCUACAAACAGACCAUAGGGGACCUAACGAUGUGUACGUCUGUGUGUGAAGAUGGAAAUGCCAAAAAAAAAAGAAGGUCGGAGAAUCCGAGCAAAAGCAGAGAGAGUGAAUAAAUGCGUGCCUGAUUUAUGUUUGCCUUUUUUUCUGUGCCUCCUCACUACGUGUCAUAAAUGUUUGCGUGUAACAGCAUAUGUGUGUUUGUGUGUGUGUGUGUGUGUGUGAAUGCAUCUCCAUCUUGCAUGCCCUCUUUUCUUUGGCAUGGGAUUAGGACGGUUCCAUUAGGCAGCCAUUAGUGAGCGCUCAAGGCGGUUUUUGGGGAUGCUAAAAUGUCUCUCUGUAAAUAAAGGAGGACGGGCAUCUUCACGUUAAUCUUCUGCUUCGUGUGCGCUUAAUCUGCGGCUCAUUUUGAAGUUUUAAACUUAUGUGGGACAACAGAAGUAAAUGGUGUUACAAAGUUCUGUACGGUUCAGGUUCUUGAAGGGGUUUCUACCAGAUAUGAAUCCAUUACUCUCUGAUAUCACUCCCCCAUCCGGCUGAGGCGGGUGGUCCCCGUUAUGGGGACGUUUUUCUUUCAGUUUAAAGGUUUUUCCUUUACAUAGUCUCAUUCUGUUUGCUCAGAUGAAGGAUUGAACCCAAGUGAAGCCUCGUUGCAACCUGUUGGGUUCCUUAUCCAUAAAAAUAAUAAUAAAAAAUGCAUUAUAGGAAUUUGAAUUCACAUGAAAUUGAUUAUAUUUGAAUAAAUAUACUGUAUAUUUGAUGUAUUUAGAAUAUAGUUAUAUUAUAAUUGGACCAAAAUUCACUAUAUUUAAGUGGAGUGAAUAGAACUUGUUUACUUUCUGUAUAAAAUGCCUCGGGAUGGCUUUUGGUGUGAAUUGGCACUAUGCAAGUAAACUGAAUUGAAAAUGUAAUCAAGCUAUUCCCUAUAUGGCAGAACCACCUAUAGCAGCAAUGACGUGGAAUGAUUUGUUUCUUUUUUGGACUUUACCAGUUUCUCACGGUGUUGUGAGGCAAUAUUGACUUACACUUUCUGAGAAAAGUUGCUUUGAUCCUUUGAGAUUUUCGAGCGCUCACUCAUGCCCAGCUCGCUUAGAUCCUGCCACAGCAUUUCCAGUUGCUCUCAGCUAUUUUGAUGUAAAUGUGCCCCAGUGCUUCGGUCGGUUGUCCUGCUGCGUGAGCUGUCAGACAGAUAACCUCACAUUUGCCUGGAGAAUACGCUGGUAUCCUCUGGUAAACAGCAGAAUUCAUGAUGGACUCCGUGACUGUGAAGGGUUCAGGUCCUGUGGUCUCGUUUGUCCAGAACUCUUGUGGUUUGUUCAGAUGCAGUUUUGAAAUCCUCUGUCAUGCUCUUCUUUAGAGGAAGAAAAUGCUUUUUUCCUGGCAUUCCUUCCGAACAGACCCUACUUGUUCAGUCUUCUUCUAAUUGUGCAGUCAUGGACUUUAACGUCCCCAGUGAAGGCCGUUGCAUCUAUAGUGUCGUCUGUGGGUUUCUAUAUUGUUUGGAAGUUUUUAUAAUCAUUUCCAGAUUUAUUGGCAACAACAAGCGCCUCUCUUAAACAUUAUAUGUGUCUUUCCCUCGUUCCAUAAUGUUAUCACACCUGAAUGUGUGUGUUAACCUGUUAACAGUUGCAGAGGUCAAGAAUACAAGAAUACAAGAACUGAUAAUAUUUGCAUAAUACUCAGAUCAGGUGAUUAAUUUAAUUUGACAAAAAAGACAUAGGAACAUAGAAAGAGAGGGUUUUAACAUUUGCACGUCUGCAUAUAGCCAUCUGAACAAGUGAUUCAGUUAUUUUGGACACAGCGUUCAUUUAAUUUAACAUUACGUCCCCUAAAACUUGAUGUUACGGUUGAGACGGCCAAAUCAUAUAGUUCUUUUUUUUUACACACAGUAUAUCACAUGCACAGAAAGUUGAAUUAUUGCCUUAGUCCGACUGAUAUCAAAGUUUUAAAAGCCAUGUAUACAUCUUAGUCGGCCUGCAGUUGAACCGAACCGAACCGAAAUGUGGUUCUAAUUCGAGCAUGUAAACGCAAACCGCGGUUGAUCAAGCCAUUGACCGGCCUGGGACGCCCCCUUCUGGAAGUGACCAGACCGCGGAAGCAGGAAUAAUAACAGUCACGGCAUCACAACAACACUGUAACAGAAGAAGAAGACUUUGCAUGCAUCUUAUGUGCAACACAAUCAGGCUUAGUGUGUACGAAAUGUACAGAGCUGCUGCAUCGUGGGGGGCCAUAUUUUCCCAUGUUUUUAUCCUCCUUCUAUGUCUACUUUCAAUCUUCUGUACUUUUUUACUAAUUGUUCUAACUAAGCAGAAGAAUGCAAACAUGAAACGUCAUGUAGCGCCACCUAGCGUCGCGGAGGGGAACGCACCUCACUCAAUAAUUCGAUUCUCUGCUGCGCAUGUAUACUCUUGAUUUCUCGGAAACUCAAUUCAAAGAGUAGAUUGUUGCCAAUAACUUGAUUUAGAUGUGCAUGUAACCACACUGACAGAUAUGUUGCCAUGCCGACAUACUUCUUGUCUAGGGGUUUAAGGAGCGGGGCAGAAACAGUUGUCUCUUUUCUUUGUCUUGUUCAGUAGUCAUGCCUCAGGAUUGCCAUGAAUGAGCUCUGCCAGUGUAAAAUAUCUGUGUUGGGAUGUGCAGCUUUUCCACUCUGCUGGUCUUACCCAUGGCACAGAUGCUCUGACUGCCUAAAUGUUAGGUUUCCUGCAGUGUUCAGUGGAGUGAAGGUGUCUCAGCUGAGAGACUUCUGGUGCAUGCCAUGAUGCCAGAGGAAAUCAUUCAACUAAGGGGGGUGGAUAGAUUCAAAUGACUGGAUCCAGUAUUCCACUCGCCUCCACUGUUCCCAUGCCUCCCAUGCCUCCCAUGCCUCCCAUGCCUCCCACUGUUUCAUACACGGUUGAGGAUGGUUGUGCUGCUGGAGCCUCUGACGUCUGAGCUGUGAUCAGAUGAGAAAAGCCAGAGCCGUUUCAGGACUUAAAGGAUUGUAGAAUCUAGAUGUUUGAGGAAUCAAAUCUGUGGAUUAUUACUUGAAAAGACUUUGUGAACCCCAAGAAAAAAUUGUAAUUGGCGACUGAGGAAGGCGGCGAAGCUGCUGCAGCCCGAGCUGAUGAACAAAGGGACGGGUUGAAAACGCUGUUCCCUCUAUCCAGAGUGGUGUUGCAGGAUGCGAGGUUUUGUUUGUUUUGCUCUUUCCACUGUGCACAUUUUCACACCCUGUCCCCGUCGUCGCAGAGAGGCGGCGAUUGUCUGCAUUCCCCACCUCCUCACCACUCCUUCUCUUCCUCCCUUCAUCACUGCUGGGGCACGCUCUCCAUCUGUCUCCCUUCUCCUCUACUUCUAUCCUCCCUCCCGGCACACAGCGUGCCGUACUUCCUCCCCUCGAUACUGCAGCCUCUUUCUCCUCCUUGUAGCACUUCCUCUCUCAGGCUUUUUUUCUUGCCACCUAUCUCCAGGCUUUCCUUGUCUUUCACCCUUCACUACACCCCCCCCCUUCCACCUUCCGUUUCCUUCCUCUCUCCUCCUCUCUCUCUGUAUUCAGUCUAUGCAUCUGAGCUCAGCAGAAGUCGCAACACCGAAUGAAUGUCAAUGAACGGACUGUUAAAAUAGACGCUGUUCUUAGUUUCAGAGUGAAAUGAUGUUUUUCUAUCAGUGUUUAUUCCAUCAAAUUUCUUUUUAUAUUUCCUUCGGUACGUCUGUACUGUAGGAUGACCAUGAGUGAAUGGAAGAAUGAACAAAUGAAUGGAUGAAGUAGAGAUGUGUUGUUGCUUAGAGGACCUUGACUUCCGGACCUUGAUGAAACGCCCUGAGGUCUUAAACCUUAGACAUCGGCUCUGGAUAACCGUGUGACGAGUCUGACUAGCAGUGGUUCCGGUCCAUUACCCGACCCGUCCCUGCACGGACCACCAUGGGACCAUAAGGAAACCCCUCAUUUCCUGGCUCCUACUCGGCUAACUAUCUCUUGGUGCUACUGAGUUAGAGCUCCACCUUGUGGACAGGAGAGGAGUAACAUACACACACACACACACACACACAGGAACAGGAAACACACUAUCACACAACAGUCCUUCAGGUAUUCCAUCAUCCUGAAAAAAUGGAUAAAUGAUCUACACUUACGAUGAAUAGUGAAGUGACGCUUAUUUUAAAUAUUUAGUGAAUGAAAAAAGAUAGACCUAUGAAACUCUGUGUUUGUUUGACUUGUAUACUGAUUACAGGCGUGUCACUGCGGCGCCUAAUGUUGUUUUUUUUCUUAAUGUUAUUUAUUUAUUUUUCUAUCAUUUCAGCUGUCUUCACAGUGUACACACAAAUAUCAGGCAAAAACUAAUAUGAAGUAAAUAAAUAGAUAAGGACAGUGUAGUGCAGGUGUAAAGAGGAGCACAUGCAUUUGAGGGAUGGGAAUAUUUGCCCAAAUCUGCAGUCGUAAAAAGGAGAUAGCGCAGUUAAGUCGCAGAGAUGGUGAAGUGGAGUUUAAAUCCUGGAGAGCGAGAGCCAGCACGAGGAAGAAGUGCCGUGUCGCCAACAAAAAGAUCUAGACAGUGAUAUGUGUUCCGUGAAAGACACAGACAUUUAUGUUUCACAAGUUCAGAGUGGCUAAAAUGUUAUUUUUAGUGUGUUCUGCUGACAAAAAGCAGAUUCCCUUGAAAUGAGGAGUCAGGGAGCAAACAAGCAAGCAGACACAUAUGGGUACACCAGUGAAAAACGAUGCUAAGUGUGGUGUGGGGAUGACGGCAUUUAAUCCUGAUUAAAACAGCUUUUCUGGAGUUUCUCAGACCGAGUUGCUUCAGAGGCAGAGGCAGAAUCACCGAGGGGUCAAACAUGAAAGUGUGCAGCUGCAGAACAUCUGAAAUAGAGCUGCCAACACACACCCAUUUUUUGCAACUUUAAUGAAAUGACAUGAAAGGAAACUAUAGCAACCUAUUUACUGACCGAGGGAACAAUAUUUAGAGUCUGCAGAGUCUGAAAAUGGGGACGACCAAAGAGCCGAGCCAAAUCAGCUCUGCUUUUGGUAGAAAACUACUGCCCUUAAUGUCAAUAUCAAACAAAUGCUGAUACAUUUCUAUAUUAAAAAUGUGAUUUAUGCGAGGAGAGAUGCUGUAAGGAAGAGAGGAGAUGAGGGUUUGAUUGCCACGCUGACAUUUGCACAUGUUCAUCUCUUCCAUCAGCUCCUCUCUCCCUGCAUCUCAGCCAGCUGUUCCCUCUCUUUCACUCAUAUUUGUAUUCCUCAAAAUAUCAUAUAAAGUAUUGUAGAAGAGUUUAAGAGUUAUCUUAUAGUUGGUCUCCCUACGGACAGACAAUAUUAAAAGUCAUAACACGCACAUGAGAAAAAACAGAUGUUGACACAAAAGUAUAAAUAUAUUAAUGCAUUUUAUUUGAGAACAAAUUUAACUUUGUGUCAAUUCAGUGAUUGCAGACCAGUUUACAAAAAUUAAGCAUUUCUACUAAAACAAAAUCCACUAAAUAUGAGUCUCUGUAAAAGAAAUACAGCCUGUCAAUGUAAUGGCUUUAUUUUCUGUGGAGAAAUAUCCAUCAAAGAAAUACUUUACACAGAUAAUAUUUUCCAUCUGACUUUGCUCUGAUAUUUGUGACACAUACCCAGAUGGAAAAAAAAAUGUUUGGCUCAAAUUUGGCCAACUCAGCAGUUUUCAUCUUAUUCUUUUUGCCCCAUGUUUGCCUUUGAUCGGUGCCAUUGACUCAGCGUGAUUGCGGCUGCCCAAACUUGGCCACAUAUCCACCAGAUGUGGCCGCCUGGCCCUCGCCACACUUGUCCCGUGUUAGAGCAGGGUAAUAAACUUUGGGACACAUCUGGCUCACAGAGCACAUACCAAAACCAUAUUUGGUCCAGUUUAUGAUCUUUGAGAAACAUUCAUCCCAAAUAGCAUUCGUAAGUGACCCGUAAGCACUAAAAAAAAGCCUGGAUUACGUCCAAAUGUCUCUGCUAUUGGGAUAACAUCUCAAAGAAAGAUGAUGACAGACCUAGAUUGACAACAGUAGAUAUACAUUUAUUCUAAAUUACAUUAAACUUGUAAAAAUAAACUACUAUUUUUUCAUAUCUAAAGAAAAUUAUAUAAAUAUAGUAUUACGUAAUGAUACCAUUCCAAGACUCGUGUUGUCUCCCAAGCAAAGUGAAACAAAGUUGGAAUAUAACAAGUUUUCCUGCACUGACAUUUGCAAUAAAAGAGAGAAAAAUAAAACAAAUAGAUGUACAUUUUAUUUAUCACUAUAUUUGCUAUAUUCAUUCAUCUGCCCAAGCUGAUCUUCACAAGCCAGUAAACACAAUGGCCCAGUGAGUUGUAUUUGCACACAUAUUUUUAAGUAUUACUGCCCACUUAUGUCCAAAGACGAAAUCAAAACCUAAAGACACAACUCCAGCGUGUAUCUGCUGCUCAACUAACGCUGAUUUGUUUGGCAAUCAUGAAACUACACUCAAAUUAAGCAAAAAUAAUUUGAGCUUUUUGCAAUUUUGACACAAGGAUUUGGGGUCAAGGCUAUAGAAAUGCAAGUAAAGGCUGGGCCAGGUGUGUGUAUAUGUGGUGAGACAUCCACAGUAACUCCAGAUUGUAAACUGUUGGGACUUUGGCGCAACUUUAUGAGAGAAUGAAUGAGGGCGAAAAGGCGGCAGGGAGACACCCUAGCUGCAGAUUUGGGCCCCUGACGUGUGCAUCGGGGGUCACUGCGGAGUGGAGGCGGUGCCCAUCUCAAACUCUGAUGUAAAUCGGUAAACUCUUCUGCCUCUCCGAGCGAAGCGUGCUGAACAAACCACUAACCGAGUUUAAACUGCAGCUUUGGCUGCUGUGCAAGGCAGCUCAUACAGACACAGAGAUGACAAGUAGAAAGACAUAUCGAGAGACAGACAAAGUUAUUGGAAUUAUUCUAUUUUUGUUAAUCAUCAUGAAAAAAGACAUAUUUAAAGGAAUAUUUCAUUUAUGUAUUGGAUAUCCUCUGUUUUCCUGCCCCGUCUGAUGGUAUGACCUGUAGCUGCAGAGCUGCGUCUCACACACGCGCUGCCCGUCGCAGCUAUGCAAUGCCAGUCUGAUGAAACUAUUAUUAUAUCACUAUAAAUAAAUUAUUUUUUUUGGCUUAAAAACUGGAUGUUUGGUCUGUGUACUUUUCCUUCUGCCUCCUA
Messenger RNA from Cololabis saira (Pacific saury), 12704 nucleotides. RefSeq names its product NHS-like 2 (gene nhsl2). Gene Ontology annotation, biological process: cell differentiation. The record is from RefSeq and is a predicted model, not a curated record. The transcript is spliced from 11 exons. Lineage: Eukaryota; Metazoa; Chordata; Actinopteri; Beloniformes; Belonidae. The coding region runs from base 163 to 4275 and encodes 1370 amino acids.